Molecule: messenger RNA, 1237 nt
Organism: Carya illinoinensis
Lineage: Eukaryota; Viridiplantae; Streptophyta; Magnoliopsida; Fagales; Juglandaceae
Product: epoxide hydrolase B-like
Exons: 5
Coding region: 89-1033 (314 amino acids)
Molecular function (GO): hydrolase activity
Source: RefSeq, a predicted model, not a curated record
UAAUUUAUAUAUCCAACACCCCUACAGUUAAACCAGAAUUAUAGUACUCAAGUCAUUUCAUUCACGAAUCUCUCAUCCCUAAGAAGAAAUGGAAAAGAUCCAGCACAGCCAUGUAGAAGUAAGAGGACUCAAGCUUCAUGUAGCCCAGAUUAAUGUCACCGGUGAAAAGGCGGUGAUGUUCUUGCAUGGGUUCCCUGAAAUAUGGUAUACGUGGAGGCACCAGAUGAUUGCUGCUGCAAACGCUGGUUACCGAGCAAUAUCCAUAGAUUUCAGGGGCUAUGGACUGUCUGAACAGCCAGCUGAGCCAGAAAAUGCUACUUUCAAAGACCUUGUUGAUGAUGUUAUUGGCCUUCUUGACUCUCUGGGAAUCAAUAAGGCUUUUAUUGUUGGGAAGGACUUCGGAGCGAUGCCUACAUACACAUUAGCAGCUGUCCACCCAGAAAGGGUGACAGGCAUUAUAACACUAGGUGUUCCUUUCAUAGUGCCUGGUACUUCUGAAUUCAAGAAUCAUCUCCUUCCUGAAGGUUUCUAUGUAUCAAGGUGGCAGGAGCCAGGGAGGGCAGAAGCGGACUUUGGCCGGUUUGAUGUGAAGACAGUGAUAAGGAACAUUUACACUCUCUUCUCGGGAAGUGAGGUACCUGUAGCAGCCAAGAAUCAAGAAAUCAUGGACUUGUAUGACCCAUCUACGCCUCUUCCACCAUGGUUCUCCGAGGAAGAUCUCUCAAUCUAUGCAUCCUUAUAUGAGAAAUCUGGGUUUCGAUUUGCAUUGCAGGUUCCAUACAGAUGCUUGAUCUAUUGCUAUGGUAUAACUGACCCAAAAAUCAAAGCUCCAUCGCUGCUAAUUAUGGGUGAGAAGGACUAUGUCUGGAAAUGUCCAGGGAUAGAGGACUGUAUAAGGGGUGGGGCCAUGAAGCAGAAUGUACCUGAUUUAGAAAUCACAUUGGUAACUGAAGGGAACCAUUUUGUUCAUGAACAACUUCCACAGCAGGUGAAUCACCUCAUCAUCACCUUCCUCGACAAGCAUAGUGUCUGAUGAGGAUACUCUAUCCUGAGCUACUACAAUAAAUCCGAUACUUUGAAAAAUAGAUUGCCUACAUGGCAUAUGCUAAUGGUUCGUCUAAAUUUCAUUUUUGCAUGGGAAUAAGCACCAUAACCUCUUUCGAUUACUCUUUCAACUCCUGUGUGUGAUUACUUUAAAAACAAUGCAUAUGGUAUAUGUUUGCGUCCAGUUUAGUAA